ACACGGUGGAUCUGGUCUAUCAGGGUUCGCUGCUGUCUACCCUGGAGGAGGUUCUGCUGGUGCUGCUGGGCCCCCUGACCUUGAAUGCAGCUACGUUACUGCUGCUCCUGAUCAGAUGGGGCUGUCAGCUAGCGUUUGGCUCACCGCCCUCCUUCCUGUCAAAGUUUAUCAUGGCUGCGGCGGUGUGGACAGUGCUGGACCCUCUGGCGGUCUUUGCUGUGGAUGCCGUCCUGGGGCGUCUGUCCUACAGUGCAGAGGAACCGUUAGCAGAUGCUGCUAAGCUGUACUGGCAUUUCUUUCGGACUGAGCAGUCGGGCGCAGCAGGCAUCAUCAUCACACUCUUCUUGUACAGUGUCCACUGCAUCCUCUCCUUCACCUUCCUUUAUGUUUACUUCCUCAGACUUCACAAUGAUGGGAGACUAUUAGAUAUCUACCUGCGGCUCCACAGCACUGAGGGAGCAUUCUUUGUUCCACAUGACAUGGAGGUUUCCAACCAGGAGCUCAAUUACAUUGUAAAGAAGGCAGAGCAAUGGAGAGGCUUCAAUGGAGAGAGACGCAAGGUGGCAGUGUAUGACUACAUCUGGACGGAGGAGGAGCCUGUGGUAGGAUUGGCACCACCUUCGGGCACGCCCAAUACCGGAUGUGAGACCAGCACCCAUUUAUCCAUCUACACACUGCACUUGAGCGGCCUGCGCCAUCAUUACAGACACUUCCUGAGACAACCUGAUGGAGCCAUUUUAGAGGUGAUGCAUGAUUCUGACAGUAGAGAGUUUCAGAGAUCAGAGGUGCAUGAGGAACAUGGGAGGAUGAAGAAUGUGAUGCAUCUCAGAGAGAGGAAGAGGAGAAAACCUGCCUGGCGAUCACACAGGGUUGAGCCUCUUGGAGGAAGUGCCUGUGACUCAAGCAAUGGAAUAAAAGAGCCCAGCCCAUAACCUUAAGUAGCCACACAAUAAAAAUAAAAUUAAAUUAAAUAAUAAAAUAAAUGCCUUU
Messenger RNA from Sinocyclocheilus anshuiensis, 990 nucleotides. RefSeq lists its product as uncharacterized. The transcript has 6 exons. The record is from RefSeq and is a predicted model, not a curated record. Bases 171 to 932 code for a protein of 253 amino acids. NCBI's taxonomy places the organism in Eukaryota, Metazoa, Chordata, Actinopteri, Cypriniformes, Cyprinidae.